Stomoxys calcitrans (stable fly) is the source of this 3428-nucleotide messenger RNA. RefSeq names its product ATP synthase subunit beta, mitochondrial (gene ATPsynbetaL). Gene Ontology annotation, molecular function: ATP hydrolysis activity; ATP binding; proton-transporting ATP synthase activity, rotational mechanism. Gene Ontology annotation, biological process: proton motive force-driven mitochondrial ATP synthesis; proton transmembrane transport. The coding region runs from base 1673 to 3307 and encodes 544 amino acids. The transcript has 8 exons. NCBI's taxonomy places the organism in Eukaryota, Metazoa, Arthropoda, Insecta, Diptera, Muscidae. The record is from RefSeq and is a predicted model, not a curated record.
AGUGAAACGGUCAGUAGGACGGCGAAGAUCCUAUGGGGGGAUCCAGAUCGUGACAAGACGAGGCUAUUUCUGAAAGGAAGCAAGAAGGAGGCAACUCAAGCAAAAGCGGAGCGAUGAGGACCACGACCACUAGCACAGGAGACUAUUCUAGAUAUUCGAUCCAUUGACAUAUAGAUUAAGUGUGAGGCAGCCACUGCCGCUAUGAGACUUAAGGCGAUGGGAAAGUGGAUAGAUGAUAGGAGCAGGUCAUACCAUAGUGGUAUAAUCGAAGCGACAAUAGGAAACCCGUAUGGAUUAGAAUGGGUUUUCGAUCGGAUACCUGAGAUGAUACUUGAGGUCGAGUGCGAGAUACUGCUACCAGAGGCACAGACUUGGAUUAACGAAACUCUGAUAUUGCCAUCUGGGACAUCAUGCUAUACAGAUCGAUCAAAGCACGCUCUCACUUGUUAUAUAUAAGAAGAUAUUAUAAUAAAGUAUGGCCAAAAGUAAACUGUUCAGUAUGAACAUAGGGCAUCAAUAAGCUCUCUCGCAGACGAGCGUGAUGGGUUUUGUUGUACGGACCCCACUAAUCCCAGAAUCAGCAAGCGGAAUCUGGAAAUAAACAGGGUAGUCAACGAACAUAAGCGGAAUUUGUGGCUGGAACACUUGGAGCAAUGUAACUUAGGCACCGGAUUAAUUAAGCUGUGGUCUACUGUUAAGUCACUCUCGAAACCCGAUAGACAGGACCUCAGUCACUUUUGGCGACGUAACUAUGACUGAUCCGAAGAGGUGCGACAGAUUGUUCACCCGUCAAUUAAUUGUGCAUCCCGAGAAUGACAGGGAUAGGAGAAGAGCCAUUCGUAGUCGUCGUGAUCUCCGACCCGAUGGACGGCCAUAACAAUUAACCGUGAGCGAAGUUACGAAUGUCAUUCGUGGCGCCAAAUCAUCCAAGGCGUUGGGCCCCGACGGAAUCUCUGCACUGAUGCUGAAGAAUCUGGAUCUACCUGGAGUUGAGUACCUUACUACUGUCCUCAACCUGUUUUUGAACACUCCCGAUGUUUGGGAAAAUGGAAAAUGAAACAGUGAGUCCCCCAGGCGGGGUGAUAUCUACGGCACUGUUUAACGUCUUCCUAUCCUCCACAAAAAAACCUUGUUGACCACGUACUAAGCAAUUAGCCUGUGGUAAGUUAUGCAGCGCCAGUGUUGUCUCGUCAGCUUUGUGACACGCAGUGGAUAAUAUUCAGAUCUGUCAGAAUGCCGCCCUCUGAACUCCGACGGGCUGUCUCCGCAGUUCUCAAGUGGACCACCUGCAUCAGGAGACAAAGAUCCUACCUGUGCGAAGACAUAACUACAUGAUCUCUAAGCAAUACAAUCGAAAUCAUCAUCUUGUGGAUGGGUAUACACCGCCCAGAAGGCUAAAGGUAGAUCUAGAUCGUGGGGCUUGCAGGUUCCAGUCUAGGACAUUUCUCGAACAGAGUACGAACCCUAAAUGUAUAGCCCGGGAGGACGAAUUUUGAUUUAUAAAACAAAGUGAAUUGAUUCCAAAGUACUCACCCAAGCUACUGCGCACAUAUUAACAUAGCAAACUUUGGUAGUUAUGUAUACUACGAAUGUGAACAUUUUAUUCAGUACACAUAUAUAAAACAGUAGCUUGCAUGCGUAAAUCUCUCAAAAACUAGAAUAAAAAAAAAACAUGAAUUUCUUAAAAACAAUCUUGACCAACUCUAAAUGUUACGGAGGUGUUUCAGAAUUGCUUUCAACUGAUUUUUCUUUUAAACGCUGCUAUCGGAUAAGUAAUAAUCUUCUGAAAGGAGGGCGGGAUAACGGUGAUUGUUGCGUACUAAAGGAGAAGAAUCUCUGUGACGAGGUAUAUGAGAAAGACGAAGAGAACGGUUAUUUUAGCAGUACACCUAAAACUGGUAAAGUACAUGCUGUUAUUGGUCCUGUAGUUGAUGUCAUAUUUGAAAAUGAUGUACCCAACAUUUUGAAUGCCAUGGAAGUUCCAGGCUAUAAAAAUGGCAAUAGAUUAGUCCUAGAGGUCUUCCAUCAUUUGAGUAAUAACAUCGUGCGCACGGUGGCAAUGGACAGUACAGAAGGUUUGAGACGUGGCCAAGAAGUUAUAGAUACGGGAAAUCCAAUUAGAGUGCCAGUAGGUCGGGCUACAUUGGGUCGCAUUCUCAAUGUCACUGGAGAUCCUAUCGACGAACGUGGUCCCAUAAACUCCGAAUUUUAUUCAUUUAUUCAUGCAGAAGCUCCUGAAAUGACUGAAUUGUCAGUUAAACCUGUUUUAUUGGAAACGGGAAUCAAGGUUAUUGACUUGUUGGCUCCAUAUGUCAAAGGAGGAAAAAUUGGCUUAUUUGGCGGAGCUGGUGUGGGAAAAACGGUCUUAAUCAUGGAACUGAUAAAUAAUAUCGCAAAGGCUCAUGGUGGGUAUUCUGUCUUUGUGGGAGCUGGAGAAAGAACUCGUGAGGGCAAUGACCUGUAUAUGGAGAUGAUUGAAUCGAAAGUAAUUUCAUUAGAUGACGAUACAUCGAAGGUAACCCUGGUUUACGGGCAAAUGAAUGAGCCACCUGGAGCACGAUCUCGUGUUGUUUUAACGGGUUUGACUAUAUCCGAAUACUUCCGUGACAUGGAGGGCCAAGAUGUUUUACUGUUUAUAGACAACAUAUUUCGUUUCACUCAAGCUGGCUCGGAAGUAUCGGCCUUGCUUGGUCGCAUACCAUCUGCAGUUGGCUAUCAACCUACUUUGGGUACAGAUAUGGGCACCAUGCAGGAACGUAUAACAAGUACUAAAAAUGGAUCCAUUACUUCAGUACAGGCCGUUUACGUUCCGGCUGAUGAUUUGACCGAUCCUGCCCCAGCAGCAACAUUUUCGCAUUUGGAUGCCACAACUGUACUUUCAAGACCAAUUGCUGAGUUAGGCAUUUACCCGGCUGUUGAUCCUUUAGAUUCAUCUUCUCGCAUAAUGGAUCCGAUGGUUGUAGGCGACGAACACUACAUAGUUGCUAGAUCCGUACAAAAGACACUGCAGAAUUAUAAAUCAUUACAGGACAUCAUUGCCAUAUUGGGAAUGGAUGAACUAGCGGAAGACGACAAACUAACCGUUGCCAGAGCUCGAAAAAUUCAACGCUUUUUAUCUCAGCCUUUUCAAGUUGCCGAAGUAUUCACCGGUCAUGCGGGUAAAAUGGUACCACUGACAAAAACAAUUGAAGGCUUCAAGCGUCUUUUAAAUGGUGAUAUGGAUGAUAUUCCAGAGAUAGCAUUUUACAUGGUCGGUGACAUAGACGAAGCGCUUGCUAAAGCUAAAGAUAUUGUAUCAAAAAUGUAAAAUUUUUCGAAACAAUUUUCUAUCAUAUGUAUGUUGUUAUAAUUAGUUUUAUUAAAAAUUAAAAAAAAAUAUGGGUUAUGGUUGUUGGUUGGUUGAUAUGAUCAAUUGAUGAAUAUUAUAA